Molecule: messenger RNA, 1038 nt
Organism: Trichomonas vaginalis G3
Lineage: Eukaryota; Parabasalia; Trichomonadida; Trichomonadidae
Exons: 1
Coding region: 1-1038 (345 amino acids)
Source: RefSeq, a predicted model, not a curated record
AUGACUUUCGAGGAAAGAUAUGAACUUAUCAUUCAAAAUUUCGCAUCUCGUAGAAAAGAGAUGUUAGAACUAAUGAGUAAUGUUGUUCCGACUGCAGCAGAAAUGCAUAGAAGAACUUGGCGUUUGCAACAAUUAGAUAACGCUAUCUACGAUAUUAAAACGACAUUAGCAGCAUGUAACCAGCAAUUAGAUAAGGAGAGAGAUCAGUUAGAUAAAUUAUCGACAGAAAAUGAAAGACUACUUGCUCAAGAAAGAAAAUUAACUGAAGAUAUUAAGCUUUUAGAAGGAGUUACGGGUAUGCAAGCUGUAAUUCCGUGUGAUGCUCAAACUGGACUCAUGGGUGAGAUAAACGAAAUGGCAGAAGAAUUUAGAAAUAGUUUUGCAGAUUUCUACUUCAAUUUACCAAAUAUCAAGCAAGAACUAAAACCAGACUUAACUCUCGAAAAGGAAGGUAACAUUCUUAUUGAUUCACUCAAAGAUUACGUUACUUUACAAUUUGAUCAUCGUGCAGCUGAUGCAACUUUAUCAAAGAUAGCAGAAGAGAGAAGCAUAGAAGCAGACAAACUUGAAAAAUCACUUGCAGAUGAUGCAAUGAAGAUUGAACGCGAAAUUGAAGCUCAAAGAAAGGAAAUUGAAGAUGCAGCAGGAAAAACCAAAGAUGAACUUCAAGAACAAACAAAGAAGAUUCGUGAUGAAGGCAAGAAACAGAUUUCCCAGGUCAAGAAGGAGCAGGAAGAGCUGAAGAAGCGAAUUGCAUCAUUCACAGACAAAAAGAGAAGGAAAGAGAUGAGAUGCAAGAAUCUUCAAUCUCGAAACACUGCUAUCAAAGAAAACUUCAGGAGAAGAUCAAAAGAAAUCGAAUUAGAACUCGACAGACUAGAAAACAGACUUGAGAUCAUCAAGAGACAGCCAAAGACAGUAGACAAGGCACUUAUUAACAUUGCUUUAGUAUUAACAGAAAAAUCUGAGAAGAUGAAUCAAGCUAUUGCUCAGAUGAGAAGUGAUAUUGCUGACUUUAAUAAUUGGUUGCGCAAAUAG